AUGUUAUCCACAAACAAGCUGCACGGUGAUGACUCUACCGAUGUCGAGAACUACGGUACUGUCAUCGGUAUCGAUUUGGGUACCACCUACUCCUGUGUCGGUGUCAUGAAGGGUGGUAAGGUUGAAAUCUUGGCUAACGACCAGGGUAACAGAAUCACACCAUCCUACGUCGCCUUCACCGAGACCGAAAGACUUGUCGGUGAUGCCGCCAAGAACCAGGCCGCUAGCAACCCAUUCAACACCGUCUUUGACAUCAAGAGAUUAAUUGGGUUGAAGUGGGACGACAAGACCGUCCAGAAGGACGUCAAGCACUUGCCAUUCAAGGUUGCCAAGAAGGACGGAAAGCCGGCCGUCGAGGUUGAGUACCAGGGCGAAACCAAGAACUUUUCUCCAGAGGAAAUUUCCGGUAUGAUCUUGAGUAAGAUGAAGAACAUUGCCGAAGACUUCUUGGGCAAGAAGGUCACCCACGCCGUCGUUACCGUUCCGGCCUACUUCAACGAUGCCCAGAGACAGGCCACCAAGGAUGCCGGUACCAUUGCCGGGUUGAACGUGUUGAGAAUUGUCAACGAGCCUACCGCCGCUGCUAUUGCCUACGGUUUGGACCAGACAGAGGGCGAAAAGCAAAUCAUUGUCUACGAUCUCGGUGGUGGUACCUUCGAUGUCUCCCUCUUGUCCAUUGAGGGUGGUGUCUUUGAGGUCUUGGCCACUGCUGGUGACACCCACUUGGGUGGUGAAGAUUUUGAUUUCAGAGUCGUCAGACACCUUGUCAAGGUCUUCAAGCGCAAGAACAACGUCGACGUUUCUGACAACGCUAAGGCCAUCAGUAAGUUGAAGAGAGAGGUUGAAAAGGCCAAGAGAACCUUGUCUUCCCAGAUGUCCACCAGAAUCGAGAUUGACUCCCUCGUUGAGGGUAUCGACUUCUCCGAGACCUUGACUAGAGCCAAGUUUGAGGAAAUCAACAUUGAGUUGUUCAAGAAGACCCUCAAGCCAGUUGAGCAAGUCUUGAAGGAUGCCGGUGUGUCCAAGUCCGAAAUCGACGACAUUGUGCUUGUCGGUGGAUCCACCAGAAUUCCAAAAGUCCAGGAGUUGUUGGAAAAGUACUUUGACGGUAAGAAGGCCUCUAAGGGUAUUAACCCGGACGAAGCCGUUGCCUACGGUGCUGCGGUUCAGGCUGGUGUCUUGUCUGGUGAAGAAGGGGUUGAUGACAUUGUCUUGUUGGAUGUUAACCCCUUGACCUUGGGGAUUGAAACCUCCGGUGGUGUCAUGACCACUUUGAUCAACAGAAACACCGCCAUUCCAACCAAGAAGUCCCAGAUCUUCUCUACCGCCGUUGACAACCAGCCAACCGUCUUGAUCUCCGUUUACGAGGGUGAAAGAGCCUUGGCCAAGGACAACAACUUGUUGGGUAAGUUUGAAUUGACCGGUAUUCCACCAGCCCCAAGAGGUGUUCCACAGAUUGAGGUCACCUUCAACUUGGAUGCCAAUGGGAUCUUGAAGGUCAUGGCCACCGACAAGGGUACUGGUACCACCGAAUCCAUCACCAUCACGAAUGACAAGGGCAGAUUGUCCAAGGAGGAGAUUGCCCGUAUGGUUGACGAAGCUGAAAAGUACGCUGCCCAGGACGAUGAGUUGAGAGGCAAGAUUGAGGCCCGUAAUGGGUUGGAGAACUACGCCCACAACUUGAAAAACCAGAUCGCUGACGACUCCGCCACCGGCUUGGGCUCCAAGUUGGACGAAGAUGACAAGGAAACCUUGGCCGAUGCGGUUAAGGACACCUUGGAGUUCUUGGAAGACAACUUUGACUCUGCCACCAAGGAAGAGUUCGAGGAGCAGAAGGAGAAGUUGUCUAAGGUUGCCUACCCAAUUACCUCUAAGUUGUACGGUGGCCCUGAAGCCGGUGCUGCCGCCGAUGACUCUGACGAUGAGGACUUUGACUAUGACCACGAUGAGUUGUAA
This is a messenger RNA of Babjeviella inositovora NRRL Y-12698, 1956 nucleotides long. RefSeq names its product Hsp70 family ATPase (gene KAR2). The record is from RefSeq and is a predicted model, not a curated record. The coding region runs from base 1 to 1956 and encodes 651 amino acids. The transcript is spliced from 2 exons. Gene Ontology annotation, cellular component: endoplasmic reticulum lumen; nucleus; endoplasmic reticulum chaperone complex. Gene Ontology annotation, molecular function: misfolded protein binding; ATP-dependent protein folding chaperone; heat shock protein binding. Gene Ontology annotation, biological process: endoplasmic reticulum unfolded protein response; protein refolding; cellular response to unfolded protein. Lineage: Eukaryota; Fungi; Ascomycota; Pichiomycetes; Serinales.